AUGUUUGCCCUGGCGGCGGACGGCAAGUCGUUGGAGCGCAUACAGUACACGCCGCUUGCCGACUGGGACCUGCCCUCCCCCGAGAUCGCCCCCGGCUUCAACACCCGCACCAAUGCCGACCUGGUGGACAGCGGCGGCGCGCAGGCGCUGUCGGCUGCCGACAUCGAGGCCAUGAAGGCGGAGGGUGCCGCCGGCGCUGACAUUGUGGCCGCCCUCACCGCCAACUCCGCCACCUUUGCAGCCAAGACCGAAUUCUCACAAGACAAGUACAGGAAGAAGAAGGCACGCAAGUACAUCCAGGUCGCAACGGUGCGCCGUCCCACUGCAGCCGCCGUAUGCGAGGCAUACUUCUCGACUUCUCCUGCCAAGACUGCCUACCUGCGGGCCGAUGCGCUUGCAUUGCUGCUGAGCCUGGCCAACAUUGGGGCACAUGGCCGGGUGCUGGUGGUGGAGAACUGCGGCGGGCUGGUGACGGCAGCCGUGGCGGAGCGUCUUGGCGGGCAUGGCGGCGUGACCUCUGCGUGGGCAGGCGGCAAGGGCACCAAGCAGCCCAGCCUGGCCAUCUGGCGCCACCUCAAUCUCUCCUCUGCACAGCGCGCCGCCAUGCGAUUUACGCCGUUAUCGGAGGUGCUGGCAGAGUGUCGGCAGCAGCAGCAGCAGGAGCAGGCAGCCGAGCAGGCAAAGAACAAGCAGCAGCACGGCGAGCAGCAACCGCCAGCAGGGGCGGCACAGCUCCAGCAGCAGCAGCUGCAACCCCCCUUCAACAGCUGCAUUCUGGCUGCCACCAAUCUCAGCCCGCUAGCGCUGGUGCGCCAUGUGCUGCCGCUGCUGGCGCCUUCUGCCUCCCUCGCCGUCUUCUGCCCCUGGCAGCAGCCUCUGGCGGAGGCCAUGGACGCGCUGCGAGGGCAAGGCGAGGUGGCGGGGUUGGCACUGCAUGAGUCAUGGUGGCGCGAGAUGCAGGUGCUGCCGCUGCGCACCCACCCCACCAUGAACAUGAGCCAUGGCGGCGGCAGCAUCCUGUCGGGCACCGUGCUGGCUACAGACCAGCAGAGGCAGCAGCAGUAG
This is a messenger RNA of Chlorella variabilis, 1065 nucleotides long. RefSeq lists its product as hypothetical. The transcript is spliced from 5 exons. Gene Ontology annotation, cellular component: nucleus; tRNA (m1A) methyltransferase complex. Bases 1 to 1065 code for a protein of 354 amino acids. Gene Ontology annotation, biological process: tRNA methylation. The record is from RefSeq and is a predicted model, not a curated record. Lineage: Eukaryota; Viridiplantae; Chlorophyta; Trebouxiophyceae; Chlorellales; Chlorellaceae.